Diospyros lotus (date-plum) is the source of this 1541-nucleotide messenger RNA. RefSeq lists its product as uncharacterized. The transcript is spliced from 8 exons. NCBI's taxonomy places the organism in Eukaryota, Viridiplantae, Streptophyta, Magnoliopsida, Ericales, Ebenaceae. Gene Ontology annotation, cellular component: cytoplasm. The record is from RefSeq and is a predicted model, not a curated record. Gene Ontology annotation, biological process: positive regulation of cytoplasmic translation. Gene Ontology annotation, molecular function: zinc ion binding; mRNA binding; single-stranded RNA binding. Bases 126 to 1283 code for a protein of 385 amino acids.
CAGGAAAGAUCUAAGUCAUCAUCCUCACUUGUCCAAUUUCUGAGCAUUUCUUUGGGUCUUACCUAAUCUCUCUACUGCGUCUGUGAAUGAAUCAUGAAUGAAUGAAUUCCUAGAGAGAGAAAGAGAUGUCGUCGAUUUGGUCCUCCUUUCGAGUUUUGGCACCUCAAUGGAGAGCCGACACGAAGCCCCGUUUCUGGGUGAUGCUCCAUUCCAAGAGAAAGAUUGGCUUCGUUCCUUCCCCGCUCUCUUCCUCCUUGAACGAUGAUUCAAUCUCUCCGCCCAAGAAUACUCAGGUGGGUUAUGAUCCUUCAGAGGACCUCUUUGGACUAGCAGUUGAUAUGCAGCCAAGGUAUCGUAAAUUGGGUGCACCCAAACCUCGAUCAUGGUUUGGUCCUAAUGGCCAGUAUAUAAAAGAGUUGCCAUGCCCGAGUUGCAGGGGAAGGGGUUACACUCCAUGUACAGAAUGUGGAAUAGAAAGAUCUAGAUCAGAUUGUCCACAGUGUAAUGGAAAGGGCAUAAGGACUUGUCACCAGUGCUCAGGUGAUUGUGUCAUAUGGGAAGAGUCAAUUGAUGAACAACCAUGGGAGAAAGCGCAUUCUGUUUCUCCACUUAAAGUAAAAGAAGAUGAUGAAGUAGACAAUUUGGACAUAAAGUUGGAUAUGAAACGGAAAAAGAAGCGCGUAUAUCAGUCUCCAUCUCCUGAAGUUGGUCUGAAGAUUAGCAGAUCACUAAAAAGCCUCAACGCCAAAACUGGAUUAUUUAGCAAAAGAAUGAAGAUCAUCCAUCGCGAUCCUAUGCUUCAUGCUCAGAGAGUCGCUGCUAUUAAGAAAACUAAAAGGACUGCUGCAUCAAGGAAGCAUGCAUCUGAGGCUAUGAAAGCUUUUUUUCGUGAUCCAGCGAAUCGUCGCAAGAGAAGCAUUGCCAUGAAAGGAGUGAAAUUUUACUGCAGCAAUUGUGGGCGCGAAGGGCAUAGAAGCCACUACUGCCCAGAACUUCGCGACAGCUUGACAGACAGACGGUUUAAGUGCCGGUUAUGUGGGGAGAGAGGACAUAACAGAAGAACCUGUCCAAAUUCAAAGACAACCGGUCCAAUAGCCAUGGUCACUAGUAGGCUUCAUUGUUGCCGAAUAUGUGGCCAAAGCGGGCAUAAUCGCCGAACAUGCCAUCGUAGAAACAAAGUAAAAUCGCUUGUAGGUCGUCACUACAAAUGCCGGAUGUGCCAAGAGGAAGGGCACAAUACGAGGACAUGCCCUGGUAGAAAUAGGAACCCCAUUGAACAAUAGCUCCAAAAGCCUUAUCAAAUGAUCAUCUUUUUGUCCAGAUGUAUUGCUGGAAACUGGGUUAGAAUUUGUGAUUGUUUCUGGUUAAUGUGGUCUUCAAAGCAAGUUGGAGGAUAGGGUACUUCUAGCCUGGGAAGUAGAAUCAUAUCUUCCUUGUGAUGUACACAACAACACAUGCCUUGAUUCCAUUAGGGGUCGUCUGCAUAACUUUUUGUGUCCAUCAUAUCAUAUUUUUAAGGGUUAACACUAAAUUUUCUUGGA